AUGCAACACGACUUCUCGCCGGAGUUAGCUCUUCAAAACCUUGACCUGACGAUGGGUAAGUGCAACUUUCUGAACCUCGGGACGAAAAGCAAAACAGAAUAUGACCUGCCGUUGGUGAUGAUAUUCAUCGACUCAGAACCAGACAAACAAGUUAAAAACUUCACAGACGUUUGCAAACAUGCUUGGUAUGAUGCAGGUAGCGUAAACGUCGCUUUGGAUCAGGGCGCUAGUCUGCGAAUCGGUCCUAUUUGUGCGGACAAACCCUCCAACAAAUCUCAGAACGUUGCAGUCGUUCUGCAUGAUAUAACAGCUGGUGAACAUGACAAUUAUACCGAUAGCUACAGUAAAAACGUCACAAAUGGCUUUUUCCGUGAAGAACCGAAGAAUGUGAAAUGUUUUGUCAACACUGCCAGGGGGGAGACAUUCCGACAUGUCUUCACUUCGCCCCUGUCUGACCCGCCUGAAGGCACCUCCUGUGGAGAACAAAAGAAAACAGAACAACAGGAAACAGAACAAGAGGAAAUCGAACAAAAGGAGUUUUCAGGAGUCACAAGAAACCCUAAGAUCGGGAAUCAGACGAUUCCGUACACAGCUAGAACUGUGCCGGUCCAGCCGGAUAAGUGGACAUCCUUACACGUGGGUCUCCGCACGCUGUUAGCAUUGGUAGGAUUUACUGUGGUAGCGAUGUUUGCUGCAUGUUUUUCGAUCAGAACGAAGGGCUACUGUUCAAGGGGUAACCACGCUGCAAAGGUUGCCCGUUCUCGGGGUAACCAAGCUGCACAGGUUGCCCAAGCCUCAUUAGGGCCUCCCCUCAGUAUUGCCUCUGUGAAUCACUGGAUGAUAGGUGGGGGAAACAGCCGUGCUGUCACUGUUAAUAUCAGGCAAGGCACGUCAGGUUCCGAUAGUGUUAGCUAUAGUCAGCGAGUUUCGUAUUUAGGUGAUGACCAGGGUUUACAGUACAGCGAAAUUCCGGACGAGUACUACUGUAACAACAGGUACGAAAACACUGACACAUUCAACAGGUACGACAACAAAGACACUUCACCGCCUGAAACUUCCACAACCUACUGGCAGAUUCCCGAGGACUACUACAACUAUUACAACACUCGGCCCGCAUCUCUGCAUCACUACUGGGAGAUCGGAGAUGACUACUACAACUACGAAAACACCGCAGGGCGCCCCCUGUCGUUUCCUCUGGCACUGCAGGUGCCGCUGUCGUCAGGCCAUGACGAUGAGGUAGCCCGUGUAUCUUUCAAUGCUUCAGCAGCCGAUUCGGCUCUUCCUACAGUAAACCGGUUACGUUGUAAGCCUUCCUCUUACGGCACAGCCGCUAGAGGUACAGCAGUUACACAGAAUUAUGGAGUUAGGGCAAGAAAUGCAGACAUUUCAUCUUACGGAACACCUGCAUCAGAGAGGCGUAUAGCAUUGCUGGGAAGAUACGGCAGAACACAGAGAGGUUUAUGUUCGAGAGACAAGGCAAUGGUGUUCUAUAACAAUCCUUCUACUGCCCAUGUAUAUGCAACCAGAGAGCAGGCUAACCUUAUGUACAAGGCUUCAUUUAAAAUUCAACCAAGGUACCAGAACAUUCCAUGCCCACAGUAUGCAAACAUGCCCAUUGCCAGGUCAAAGGAUGAUGCUUGGAUGACUAAUUAUAAAGAAGGCCAAAUUCGCGUGCACAGGUCAAAAACCUUUAGCAUGAAGGUACCUAAAUCACGGAUGGAAGAGUCCUUUAACAAAGCACGUCAUCGCCGCAAAAGUAUUUAGUUUUUUUUUUUUUACUUGUGACGUCUACUACAUAAAGGCUUCAUUUCCGCAAAUACAUGCAUCCCUUUUUGAUCAUGAUUGUGUUUUAGAUUUGUAUUGUUCGUGGUAAUGGUAUAUAAAUUUGGUUGUCAAUGGAUAUAGGUAACAAACUAUAUUAUAUCUAUGUAAAUACCUCGGUUUGUAUGUGUAUCUAUUGUGUAUGUAUUAUGAUGCCUUGAAAGUUAUGUUUUUGGACUAGAUUCAUACGUCAGAGGUACAUGUGUGUAUAUCUAUCUAUCUGAGAUAUACUGUAUAGAACUCGACAUGCAAAUAUCUAAAUACCUUGUUGUACUGUUGUUGUAAUAGUUGUACUAUGCACUAUAUGCUUGUAUUGAAUCUUGGAAGUCUACCGCUUUUCAGGGGUAAAUGUUCUUC
This is a messenger RNA of Branchiostoma belcheri (Belcher's lancelet), 2178 nucleotides long. RefSeq lists its product as uncharacterized. The record is from RefSeq and is a predicted model, not a curated record. Lineage: Eukaryota; Metazoa; Chordata; Leptocardii; Amphioxiformes; Branchiostomatidae. Bases 1 to 1764 code for a protein of 587 amino acids. The transcript has a single exon.